Messenger RNA from Lampris incognitus (smalleye Pacific opah), 1312 nucleotides. It is a transcript of the gene mecr, whose product is annotated as mitochondrial trans-2-enoyl-CoA reductase. The record is from RefSeq and is a predicted model, not a curated record. Bases 94 to 1167 code for a protein of 357 amino acids. Gene Ontology annotation, cellular component: mitochondrion. Gene Ontology annotation, biological process: fatty acid metabolic process. Gene Ontology annotation, molecular function: trans-2-enoyl-CoA reductase (NADPH) activity. NCBI's taxonomy places the organism in Eukaryota, Metazoa, Chordata, Actinopteri, Lampriformes, Lampridae. The transcript is spliced from 10 exons.
GCCCCCGAUGCCCACGGACGGCCGUUGCCGUACGCUCGUUUCCAGCGUUAACGUUUAUGUGUGUGCGAUCCGAGCUGCUGGGAAUCGCUUGAAAUGGCGCUUGUUCGUGCCGCGUGUCUGCAUACGAAAGUGGCGCGCGGGGCCGGACUUCCGGCGAAGGCGCGCGCGGGACUUGUGUACAGAAAGCACGGGGACCCUGCACAAGUCGUCCAGUUAGAGGAUAUGGUCUUACCCUCCAUAGGUUCAAAGGAUGUUCUGGUCGAAAUCCUCGCAGCCCCAAUCAAUCCAUCAGACAUCAACAUGAUUCAAGGCACCUACGCUAUCCUCCCUGACCUACCAGCCGUAGGGGGCAACGAGGGGGUGGCCAAAGUCGUAGAGGUGGGCAGCCAGGUGCAGUCACUUAAAACAGGAGACUGGGUCAUCCCAAGAGAUGCUGGACUUGCAGGGAUGUGGCGGACUGUAGCAGUGUUCUCUGAGAAAGAUUUGAUCUCUGUACCGAAUGACAUUCCCCUGUUGUCCGCUGCUUCACUGGGUGUGAACCCCUGCACAGCCUUCAGGAUGCUCAAUGACUUUGAAGACCUCAAGCCAGGUGACUCGGUGAUCCAGAAUGCAGCUAACAGUGGGGUCGGCCAGGCUGUAAUACAGAUUGCUGCUUCAAGAGGAAUAAAUACCAUCAAUGUUGUCCGAGACAGGCCGGAGUUCACACAGCUCAGCGAUAGGCUGAAGGCCAUGGGAGCCAGUCAUGUGAUCAAAGAGACGACACUGAGGCAGCCUGAAAUGAAGGAGCUGUUCAAGACCUGUCCGAGGCCUAAACUGGCACUGAAUGGAGUUGGGGGCAAGAGUGCCACAGAACUCCUCCGUCACCUAGAGAUUGGAAGGACAAUGGUAACGUAUGGAGGAAUGGCUAAACAGCCAGUUACUGUUCCUGUGAGUUCUCUCAUCUUCAAGGAUGUUAAAGUGCGUGGCUUUUGGGUCACACAGUGGAAGAGAGAUCACGCACACAAUGAGGGGGCCUUCAGAGGCAUGGUGGAUGAACUGUGCACCUUAAUCCGGCAGGCAAAGCUGACAGCCCCCGCCUGUAGUGAGGUGAACCUCCGUGACUACCGUCAGGCUCUGGAAGCGGCCAUGCAACCUUUCAUUUCAGCCAAACAGGUCCUGGUCAUGUGACCCUAGCACACGGGGUCCAUUCAACCAGUGACUGCACUGUCACAAUAGUGACAUGUGAACAGGGUGUAGCCCAAGGACUGCCCUGUCGUCGCUAGAAGUAAGAUGCUCAAGUACAAUAAAAUGGCAUGGCUGUGAAACAAAUGAC